AACAACCCUAAAGACAACUACGACUAAGACUUCCACAGAGCCAAACACCGAUAAAACAACAACCGGAAAAACCACCACAGAGCCAACAAGUCAAGAAACAACAACCUUAAAAUCUACAACAGAGCCACAGACACAGAAGACGACUACUACAAAAACUACCACGGAGCCAACUACCGAGAGAACGACGACACCAAGUACUACACCGGCGCCAACGACUCAUAAGACAACAACCUUGAAAUCUACAACAGAGCCAACAACCCGAAAGACAACUACGACAAAGACUACCACAGAGCCAAACACCAGGAAAACAACAACCGCAAAAACCACCACAGAGCCAACGAGUCAAGAAACAACAACCUUAAAAUCUACAACAGAGCCAGCAACCCAGAAGACGACUACUACAAACACUACCAUGGAGCCAACUACCGAGAGAACAACGACACCAAGUACUACACUUGCGCCAACGACUCAUAAGACAACAACCUUGAAAUCUACAACCGAGCCAACAACCCGAAAGACAACUACGACUAAGACUUCCACAGAGCCAAACACCGAUAAAACAACAACCGGAAAAACCACCACAGAGCCAACAAGUCAAGAAACAACAACCUUAAAAUCUACAACAGAGCCACAGACACAGAAGACGACUUCUACAAAAACUACCACGGAGCCAACUACCGAGAGAACAACGACACCAAGUACUACACCAGAGGAUACGACUCAUAAGACAACAACCUUGAAAUCUACAACCGAGCCAACAACCCGAAAGACAACUACGACUAAGACGUCCACAGAGCCAAACACCGAGAAAACAACAACCGGAAAAACCACCACAGAGCCAACGAGUCAAGAAACAACAACCAUUAAAUCUACAUCAGAGCCAGCAACCCAGAAGACGACUACUACAAAAACUACCACGGAGCCAACUACCGAGAGAACAACGACACCAAGUACUACACCGGCGCCAACGACUCAUAAGACAACAACCUUGAAAUCUACAACCGAGCCAACAACCCGAAAGACAACUACGACUAAGACCUCCACAGAGCCAAACACAAAGAAAGCAACAACGGGAAAAACCACCACAGAGCCAACGAGUCAAGAAACAACAACCAUUAAAUCUACAUCAGAGCCAGCAACCCAGAAGACGACUACUACAAAAACUACCAAGGAGCCAACUACCGAGAGAACAACGACACCAAGUACUACACCGGAGCCAACGACUCAUAAGACAACAACCUUGAAAUCUACAACCGAGCCAACAACCCGAAAGACAACUACGACUAAGACUUCCACAGAGCCAAACACCGAGAAAACAACAACCGGAAAGACCACCACAGAGCCAACGAGUCAAGAAACAACAACCUUAAAAUCUACAACAAAGCCACAGACACAGAAGACGACUACUACAAAAACUACCACGGAGCCAACUACCGAGAGAACAACGACACCAAGUACUACACCGGAGCCAACGACUCAUGAGACAACAACCUUGAAAUCUACAACCAAGCCAACAACCCGAAAGACAACUACGACUAAGACCUCCACAGAGCCAAGCACAGAGAAAGCAAUAACGGGAAAAACCACCACAGAGCCAACGAGUCAAGAAACAACAACCAUUAAAUCUACAUCAGAGCCAGCAACCCAGAAGACGACUACUACAGAAACUACCACGGAGCCAACUACCGAGAGAACAACGACACCAAUUACUACAUUGGAGACAACGACUCAUGAGACAACAACCUUGAAAUCUACAACAGAGCCAACAACCCGAAAGACAACUACGACUAAGACGUCCACAGAGCCAAACACCGAGAAAACAACAACCGGAAAAACCACCACAGAGCCUACAACUCAAGAAACAACAACCCUAAAGUCUACAACAGAGCUACAGACACAGAAGACGACUACUACAAAAACUACCACGGAGGCAACCACCGAGAGAACAACGACUCACAGGACAACAACCUUGAAAUCUACAACAGAGCCAACAACACGAAAGACAACUACAACAAAGACUUCCACAGAGCCAAACACCGAGAAAACUACAACCGGAAAAACCACCACAGAGCCAACGAGUCAAGAAACAACAACCUUAAAAUCUACAACAGAGCCACAGACGACGACUACUACAAAAGCUACCAAGGAGCCAACUACCGAGAGAACAACGACACCAAGUACUUCACCGGAGCUAACGACUCAUAAGACAACAACCUUGAAAUCUACAACCGAGCCAACAACACGAAAGACAACUAAGACAAAGACUUCCACAGAGCCAAACACCGAGAAAACAACAACCGCAAAAACCACCACAGAGCCAACGAGUCAAGAAACAACAACCUUCAAAUCUACAUCAGAGCCAGCAACCCAGAAGACGACUACUACAAAAACUACCACGGAGCCAACUACCGAAAGAACAACGACACCAAGUACUACAUCGGAGCCAACGACUCAUAAGACAACAACCUUGAAAUCUACAACAGAGCCAACAACCCGAAAGACAACAACCCGAAAGACAACUACGACAAACACUUCCACAGAGCCAAACACCGAGAAAACAACAACCGCAAAAACCACCACAGAGCCAACAAGUCAAGAAACAACAACCAUUAUAUCUACAACAGAGCCAGCAACCCAAAAGACGACGACUACAAAAACUACCACGGAGCCAACUACCGAGAGAACAACGACACCAAGUACUACACCGGAGCCAACGACUCAUAAGACAACAACCUUGAAAUCUACAACACAGCCAACAACCCGAAAGACAACUACGACUAAGACUUCCACAGAGCCAAACAUCGUGAAAACAACAACCGGAAAAACCACCACAGAGCCAACGAGUCAAGAAACAACAACCUUAAAAUCUACAACAGAGCCACAGAAACAGACGAAGACUACUAUAAAGACUACCACGGAGCCAACUACCGAGAGAACAACGACACCAAGUACUACACCGGAGCCAACGACUCAUAAGACAACAACCUUGAAAUCUACAACCGAGCCAACAACCCGAAAGACAACUACGACUAAGACUUCCACAGAGCCAAACACCGAGAAAACAACAACCGGAAAAACCACCACAGAGCCAACGAGUCAAGAAACAACAACCUUAAAAUCUACAACAGAGCCAACGAACCAGAAGACGACUACUACAAAAGCUACCACGGAGCCAAGCACCGAGAGGACAACGACACCAAGUACUCAUAAGACAACAACAUUGAAAUCUACAACAGAGCUUACAACCCGAAAGACGACUCAUAAGACAACAACCUUGAAAUCUACAACAGAACCAACAACUCGAAAGACGACUCAUAAGACAACAACCUUGAAAUCUACAACAGAGCCAACAACACGAAAGACAACUACGACAAAGUCUUCUACAAAGCCAAACAACGAGAAAACUACAACCGGAAAAACCACCACGAGUCAGGAAACAACCACCUUAAAAUCUACAACAGAGCCAACGAACCAGAAGACGACUUCUACAAAAGCUACCACGGAGCCAAGCACCGAGAGGACAACGACACCAAGUACUACACCGGAGCCAACGACUCAUAAGACAACAACCUUGAAAUCUACAACAGAGCCAACAACCCGAAAGACGACCCAUAAGACAACCACCUUGAAAUCUACAACAGAGCCAACAACCCGAAAGACAACUACGACUAAGACUUCCACAGAGCCAAGCACCGAGAAAACAACAACCGGAAAAACUACCACAGAGCCAACAGGUCAAGUAACAACAACCAUUAAAUCUACAACAGAGCCAACAACCCAGAAGACGACCACGACAAAAACUACCACGGAGCCAACUACCGAGAGAACAACGAAGCCAAGUACUACACCGGAGCCAACGACUCAUGAGACAACAACCUUGAAAUCUACAACCGAGCCAAAAACCCGAAAGACAACUACGACUAAGACGUCCACAGAGCCAAACACCGAGAAAACAACAACCGGAAAAACCACCACAGAGCCAACGAGUCAAGAAACAACAACCUUAAAAUCUACAACAGAGCCACAGACGACGACUACUACAAAAGCUACCACGGAGCCAACUACCGAGAGAACAACGACACCAAGUACUUCACCGGAGCUAACGACUCAUAAGACAACAACCUUGAAAUCUACAACCGAGCCAACAACCCGAAAGACAACUACGACAAAGACUUCCACAGAGCCAAGCACCGAGAAAACAACAACCGAAAAAACCACCACAGAGCCAACGAGUGAAGAAACAACCACCAUUAAAUCUACAUCAGAGCCAGCAACCCAGAAGACGACUACUACAAAAACUACCACGGAGCCAACUACCGAAAGAACAACGACACCAAGUACUACAUCGGAGCCAACGACUCAUAAGACAACAACCUUGAAAUCUACAACAGAGCCAACUACCCGAAAGACAACAACCCGAAAGACAACAACCCGAAAGACAACUACGACAAAGACUUCCACAGAGCCAAACACCGAGAAAACAACAACCGCAAAAACCACCACAGAGCCAACAAGUCAAGAAACAACAACCAUUAUAUCUACAACAGAGCCAGCAACCCAAAAGACGACGACUACAAAAACUACCACGGAGCCAACUACCGAGAGAACAACGACACCAAGUACUACACCGGAGCCAACGACUCAUAAGACAACAACCUUGAAAUCUACAACACAGCCAACAACCCGAAAGACAACUACGACUAAGACUUCCACAGAGCCAAACAUCGUGAAAACAACAACCGGAAAAACCACCACAGAGCCAACGAGUCAAGAAACAACAACCUUAAAAUCUACAACAGAGCCACAGAAACAGACGAAGACUACUAUAAAGACUACCACGGAGCCAACUACCGAGAGAACAACGACACCAAGUACUACACCGGAGCCAACGACUCAUAAGACAACAACCUUGAAAUCUACAACCGAGCCAACAACCCGAAAGACAACUACGACUAAGACUUCCACAGAGCCAAACACCGAGAAAACAACAACCGGAAAAACCACCACAGAGCCAACGAGUCAAGAAACAACAACCUUAAAAUCUACAACAGAGCCAACGAACCAGAAGACGACUACUACAAAAGCUACCACGGAGCCAAGCACCGAGAGGACAACGACACCAAGUACUCAUAAGACAACAACAUUGAAAUCUACAACAGAGCCAACAACCCGAAAGACGACUCAUAAGACAACAACCUUGAAAUCUACAACAGAACCAACAACUCGAAAGACGACUCAUAAGACAACAACCUUGAAAUCUACAACAGAGCCAACAACACGAAAGACAACUACGACAAAGUCUUCUACAGAGCCAAACAACGAGAAAACUACAACCGGAAAAACCACCACGAGUCAGGAAACAACCACCUUAAAAUCUACAACAGAGCCAAAGAACCACAAGACGACUACUACAAAAACUACCACGGAGCCAACUACCGAGAGAACAACGACACCAAGUACUACACCGGAGCCAACGACUCAUAAGACAACAACCUUGAAAUCUACAACAGAGCCAACAACCCGACAGACGACCCAUAAGACAACCACCUUGAAAUCUACAACAGAGCCAACAACCCGAAAGACAACUACGACUAAGACUUCCACAGAGCCAAGCACCGAGAAAACAACAACCGGAAAAUCUACAACAGAGCCAACAACCCAGAAGACGACCACGACAAAAACUACCACGGAGCCAACUACCGAGAGAACAACGAAGCCAAGUACUACACCGGAGCCAACGACUCAUGAGACAACAACCUUGAAAUCUACAACCGAGCCAACAACCCGAAAGACAACUACGACUAAGACGUCCACAGAGCCAAACACCGAGAAAACAACAAUCGGAAAAACCACCACAGAGCCAACGAGUCAAGAAACAACAACCUUAAAAUCUACAACAGAGCCACAGACGACGACUACUACAAAAGCUACCACGGAGCCAACUACCGAGAGAACAACGACACCAAGUACUACACCGGAGCCAACGACUCAUAAGACAACAACCUUGAAAUCUACAACCGAGCCAACAACCCGAAAGACAACUACGACUAAGACUUCCACAGAGCCAAACACCGAGAAAACAACAACCGGAAAAACCACCACAGAGCCAACGAGUCAAGAAACAACAACCUUAAAAUCUACAACAGAGCCACAGACGACGACUACUACAAAAGCUACCACGGAGCCAAGCACCGAGAGGACAACGACACCAAGUACUACACCGGAGCCAACGACUCAUAAGACAACAACCUUGAUAUCUACAACAGAGCCAACAACCCGAAAGACGACUCAUAAGACAACCACCUUGAAAUCUACAUCAGAGCCAACAACGCCAAAGACAAGUACGACAAAGACUUCCACAGAGCCAAACACCAAUAAAACAACAACCGGAAAAACCACCACAGAGCCAACGACAAAGACUUCCACAGAGCCAAACAACGAGAAAACAACAACCGGAAAAACUACCACAGAGCCAACAAGUCAAGUAACAACAACCAUUAAAUCUACAACAGAGCCAACCACCCAGAAGACGUCCACGACAAAAACUACCACGGAGCAAACUACCGAUAGAACAACGAAACCAAUUACUACACCGGAGCCAACGACUCAUAAGACAACAACCUUGAAAUCUACAACAGAGCCAACAACCCGAAAGACGACCCAUAAGACAACCACCUUGAAAUCUACAACAGAGCCAACAACCCGAAAGACAACUACGACUAAGACUUCCACAGAGCCAAGCACCGAGAAAACAACAACCGGAAAAACCACCACAGAGCCAACAAGUCAAGUAACAACAACCAUUAAAUCUACAACAGAGCCAACAACCCAGAAGACGACCACGACAAAAACUACCACGGAGCAAACUACCGAUAGAACAACGAAACCAAUUACUACACCGGAGCCAACGACUUACAAGACAACAACUUUGAAAUCUACAACAGAGCCAACAACCCGAAAGACGACUCAUAAGACAACAACCUUGAAAUCUACAACAGAGCCAACAACGCCAAAGACGAGUACGACUAAGACUUCCACAGAGCCAAACACCGAGAAAACAACAACCGGAAAAACUACUACUACAAAGUCUACCACCGAGAAAACAGCAACUACAAAAGAGCGAACAACGCCAAGGACUUCAAAUAAGCCAAUCACUGAAAAAAACACAACAACGAGGACUACCACAGUACCUCAGAAGACAACAACCAUUAAAUCUACAACAGAGCCAACAAUUCAAAAGACAACAACCCAAAAAACAACAGCCGUAAUGAGUACUCGUAAGCCAACAACCAAAAGGAAAACUACAACAGAGCCAACAACCAUAAGGACAACAACUGUAAAGUCUUCUACAGAGCCAACAAUUGUUAAGACUACAGAAGAACCAACAACUCAGAAAACAACUACUCGUAAGCCAACAACCAAAAGGAAAACUACUGUAAAGACUACAACAGAGCCAACAACCAUAAGGACAACAACUGUAAAGUCUUCUACAGAGCCAACAACUGUUAAGACUACAGAAGAACCAACAACUCAGAAAACAACUACUCGUAAGCCAACAACCAAAAGGAAAACUACUGUAAAGACUACAACAGAGCCUAAAACUAGAAAAACAACAACUGUAAGGACCACCCAUGAGCCAACUACAAAAAGGACAACAACUGUAAAACCUACCCGUGAGCCAACAGAACCAACAACGCCAAAGGCAACUACUCCAACGACUACUUUAAAGCCAACAACGGUGGAGACAACAACUAAAAAUACAACUCAGGAGCCCACGACAUUAGAAACAACAGCCGUUCCGACAGCCACCGAUUUGUCAAAUCAGAAUGGAACGACCACUGAAUUGAGUACUACCGAAAGGCAACAUGUCCACCACCAUCACCAUAUUCAUUAUCACAGGCCAGCUGAUCCCGGCUUGUCCUUUCUUCCACUUCCUGAUCUUCCCCCUCUGCCGCUGCCUCUGCCUUGGCCACCUCUGCCCCUUCCUGAAUUUCCUCUUCCCUUGCCUCCUCCACCUCCCGCGUUGCCUGGUCUGCCGCCCGCUUUGCCUGCUCUGCCUCCAUUGCCACCAUUGCCAGCAUUGCCACCAUUGCCCCCAUUGCCGGAAUUUAAUUUAACAGCAAUAUCCUUACCUGAAAUUCCUCUUCCCAAUCUUCCACCACUGCCACAAUUGCCAAAUCCUUUCGGGAGUUUUCCAAACUUUUUUUGGAGAUCAUUUAACAACACAAAUAAAUCGCCUUCCUUGUAAUAAAACAAAACUAACAACAUAAAAUAUCAGUAUUAACAGCAAAAGUACCCUAAAUUACCCUAGCAGUAAUAAUUUAUAUUCAAAAAUAUAUGCCCACAAAAGAGUCGAUUCAUUUUAGGGAAAGCCAUUAUAAUUUAAAACAAAGAUUUUUUUUUAAAUAAAAAUGAUUUAUAAAUCCUUUUAAAGAACUAUGUACGAGUUAUUUUGUGAAAGGAACAUAACUUCCUAAGAUGACAGAAUAAAAUAAGAUUAAUGAUUAAUUUAAUGAUUUCUAUAAAAAAACAAUGUUCAAUGAAAAUUAUGUUUCUUAUCAAUACGAAAAAAU
Molecule: messenger RNA, 8573 nt
Organism: Drosophila rhopaloa
Lineage: Eukaryota; Metazoa; Arthropoda; Insecta; Diptera; Drosophilidae
Product: mucin-2
Exons: 1
Coding region: 413-8248 (2611 amino acids)
Source: RefSeq, a predicted model, not a curated record